AUGGCACCAGUCGGCGCUCUACUCUGGCGUUCGCUCAGGACGUACCAGAUCUAUGGCGCCAACACCGACGUCGGCAAGACCGUCUUCGCCUCGGUCCUAUGCAAUGCCGCCCGCACGUUUUGGCCGCGCGAGAAGACGGCGUUCCUGAAACCCGUUUCCACCGGCCCGGCUGCUGAGGCCGACGACGGUCACAUCGAGCGGUUCGCGCCCGCCGUCGCGAAGAAGACGCUGUUCCAGUUUGAGAUGCCGGCGAGUCCCCAUCUCGCCGCGGAAGCCUCGGACCAGCCCACCCCGAAGGACGGUCAAAUCCUAAGAAGCAUUCACAACUACGCAUCGCGCCGCGCCGCCGAGGGUCCGGGAUGGCUCUUUAUCGAAACGGCCGGCGGAGUCCAUUCGCCGGCCCCGUCCGGGACCACGCAGGCCGACCUCUACACCCCGCUCCGCGUGCCGGUCGUCCUCAUCGGCGACGCCAAGCUGGGCGGCAUCUCGCAGACCAUCUCGGCCUUUGAGUCGCUCAAGCUCCGCGGCUACGACGUCGAGAGCAUCCUGCUUUUCCGGGACGACCGCUACCGGAACCACGCCUACCUGGCCGACUACUUCGCGCGCGACCGCGGCAUCCCCGUCGGCGCGCUGCACCGGCCCCCGGCCCGCGCCGAGGACGUCGAGGCAGACGCGGAAGCCAUGGCUCGCUACUACCGGGAUGCGGCCCCGAGCGACGUGGCCAGAGACGCCCUGGCGCACCUGCACGACCGCCACCUCGCCCGCGUCUCCCGCCUGGAGACCAUGGCCCGCGACGCCCACAGCACCAUCUGGUACCCCUUCACGCAGCACAAGGGCCUGACGCCCGACAAGAUCACGGCCAUCGACUCGGCCUACGGCGACGACUUCCAGACCCUCGUCCCCGCGGGCCGCGAUGACGACCAGGCCCUCCUGCAGCCUUCGUUCGACGGGUCCUCCUCGUGGUGGACCCAGGGCCUCGGCCACGCCAACCCGGAGCUCACCCUUGCCGCGUCGUACGCCGCCGGCCGCUACGGCCACGUCAUGUUCGCCUCCGCCGUCCACGAGCCGGCGCUCGCCCUCGCCCAGUCAGGGCGAUUGGACUCGCAACCAGGUACAGACUUUCAGCACUGCACGUGGUUUUCGUCUUAUAUGAAUGCUUACAAGGGCUUCUGGUUCGACUACCCCUCCGUCGUGUGCAAGGGCGGCAGGUGGCGCGUCCGCGUGCCCGAGGCCCUGCGCGGGGACCUGGGCGCCGGCCGGGAGUUCGGCGCCUUGUCCGAGGUCUUUGAUGUCGUCGGAAGGGAGGAGGCGGGGCAGGCCAGGCUGUACGAGAAGUACAUCGCCGAGUCCCUGGGUCGCCUCCGCGACCGAGGCCGCAAGUUCGGCGCUUUGGUUAUGGAGCCCGUCGUUCUUGGGGCAGGGGGCAUGAUCAUGGUCGACCCUCUGUUCCAAAGGACGCUCGUCAAGGUCGUCCGCCGGCACCCGGAGCUUUUCGGCACCGCGCGCAAUGACCCCCCGGCCGAGACGACAGACGCCAACGGCUGGACCGGUCUCCCGGUCGUGUUCGACGAAGUCUUCACGGGCCUCGGCCGCCUCGGCCGGAUGUCUGCCGCGUCGUUCCUCGGCGUCCAGCCGGACGUCGUGGUCAACGCCAAGCUCCUCACCGGGGGCCUGGUGCCGCUCUGCACGACGACGGCGUCCGACAGCAUAUUCCGCGCGUUCGAGGGCGACGAGAAGAGCGACGCCCUGCUCCACGGCCACAGCUACACCGCGCACCCCGUGGGAUGCCAGGUCGCCCUCAAGUCGCUGCAGGAGCUGCAGAAGAUGGAGGAAGACGGAGAGUGGGACUGGGCCAAGACCGGGGGGUGGGCGCCUGUCGCGGCGUCCGGUACGCGCGCCUUGCAGUCUGGCGGCGGCGGCGGUGGCAACAUCUCUGCGGCGUGGUCGGUGUGGUCGCAUUCCUUCGUGGACUGGGUCUCGAGGCAGACAGGCCGCGUGGAUGGAGUAUGGGCUCUGGGGUCGGUCCUCGCGAUCCACAUGGAGGACGGCGGAGGCGCCGGCUACUCGAGCACCGCGGCCGCCGACGUCCAGAGCGCUCUGCUCCGUGGGGAGGACGGCCCGGGGGGCGCGCGCUGGAAUGUCCACAGCAGAGUCCUCGGAAACGUGCUCUACGUGAUGACGAGCCAAACGACGAGGCAAGAGGAUGUCCAGAGGCUAGAGGCUCUUCUUCGGAAGGCUCUUGGCUAA
Messenger RNA from Colletotrichum graminicola M1.001, 2247 nucleotides. RefSeq names its product dethiobiotin synthase. Gene Ontology annotation, molecular function: ATP binding; magnesium ion binding; pyridoxal phosphate binding. Lineage: Eukaryota; Fungi; Ascomycota; Sordariomycetes; Glomerellales; Glomerellaceae. The coding region runs from base 1 to 2247 and encodes 748 amino acids. Gene Ontology annotation, cellular component: mitochondrion. Gene Ontology annotation, biological process: biotin biosynthetic process. The record is from RefSeq and is a predicted model, not a curated record. The transcript has 5 exons.